ACCAUGCAUCGCGCACUCGAAAUCACCGAAAUACUGGAGCUCAUAGUCAACAACGUUCAAACCACAAAGGCUCUGAUGAAUCUGGCACAGACAUCAAAGUCGUUCAAGGAGCCCGCCAUCAAUGGUAUUUACUCGAGCCUUGCAUUUUGGUUUGAAAUCAUCAAGUGCCUACCCCAUGACUUGAGGAAGUUCCAACAGGAUAAACAGCCAAAAGGUGCGUUUCGCGGUAAUAGGCAACCUCAGUUUACAAUAUCUCUUAAACGAAAGAUGAAAGAAUGUGAUUGGGACUUGCUCAGGAGCCAUGCUGCCAAAGUUCGGGCGAUCGGGUUUCGCGAACCUGAACAACACCGGUACCAUCGUCAAAGCCUUGAGCUUGAAGGGUGGGACUCGUACACGUCCCACCCACCGUCUUCAGUAGCGGCAACAACAUACAGACUAGACCAUUCCGUCAUUGACGCGCUUCUUGAAGCUGCUCGCGUAACUCCAUCAUUGUUGUUCCCGAAUCUACAGAGACUUAGCCUUGGCCACGGAUGUCCAGCCCCAAUCCUGCUCAUGUUUCUUGCUCCCGGUCUUCGCCAACUCCGCGUGUCCAUCAAAGCCCUUCCGGAAUACUCCUCUCUCCCUACG
Messenger RNA from Coniophora puteana RWD-64-598 SS2, 627 nucleotides. RefSeq lists its product as uncharacterized. The transcript has 2 exons. The record is from RefSeq and is a predicted model, not a curated record. Lineage: Eukaryota; Fungi; Basidiomycota; Agaricomycetes; Boletales; Coniophoraceae. The annotation marks the transcript as partial.